Messenger RNA from Laetiporus sulphureus 93-53, 1947 nucleotides. Its product is annotated as WD40 repeat-like protein. The coding region runs from base 43 to 1632 and encodes 529 amino acids. Gene Ontology annotation, biological process: rRNA processing; positive regulation of transcription by RNA polymerase I. NCBI's taxonomy places the organism in Eukaryota, Fungi, Basidiomycota, Agaricomycetes, Polyporales, Laetiporaceae. The record is from RefSeq and is a predicted model, not a curated record. The transcript is spliced from 6 exons. Gene Ontology annotation, cellular component: nucleolus. Gene Ontology annotation, molecular function: protein binding.
CCCGCCUGCUCAGCUCGGCCAUAUUUUCUGUCUGAGCUGGCCAUGACAGACUACCAGCCGCUCGUGGUCGCGAAACACCCGCGACCAGCACCCGCGAAGCACAACGUUGAGUCGCGGUAUUGGAGGCAGUUCAAGAACCCCGUAUUCAUCAAGGAAUACGCGCCAGUCACCUCUGUGCACUUUUCGCCAUCAAAGCCGCACAGAUAUGCAGUCACCGCUGCAACUCGGGUGCAGAUAUAUGCCCCAAGGACACAGAAGGUGACAAAGACAAUCGCGAGGUUCAAGGACGUAGCGCGCAGUGGUUGUAUCAGAGGAGACGGCAAGCUCGUUGUGGCGGGAGACGACAGUGGUCUCAUACAGGUGUUCGACAUCAACUCUCGCGCGAUUCUGCGUACCCUCGAUUCACACAAACAGCCUGUCCAUGUCACCAAAUUCUCUCCCCUCAACCAUACCCAAGUGCUCUCCUGCUCCGACGACACAACCGUCAAGCUGUGGGAUGUCCCCUCUCAGGAAGCUAUCUGCACCUUCACCGAGCACACGGACUACGUCCGCACUGGCCAAGUGCACGCCUCCAAUCCGCAUCUCAUACUGACAGGCUCCUAUGAUGCAUCCAUGCGGUUAUUCGACUCUAGAACAGGAGAUUGUGAAAUGGUGAUGGGCGGGCCGUCUGGAGAAGGAGGGGGCCGGAAUGCUGCGCCGGUGGAACAGGUCCUCAUGUUUCCCUCGGGUACGGUCGCCCUCUCCUCCGCAGGGCCCAUUCUGCGAGUUUGGGAUCUCGUCGCAGGAGGGCGGUGUACGCGCGCUCUGUCGAACCACCAAAAGACUGUGACGGCCAUGACGUUUGACUCGAAUGCGAGCAGACUAUUGACCGGCGGACUCGACCAAAUGGUGAAGGUGUACGACGUGAGCACGUACAAGGUCGUGCAUACUAUGCGGUACCCUGCACCUAUCCUUUGCCUUGCGAUCUCGCCCGACGAGACACACAUUGCUGCAGGCAUGACGGACGGCACCCUCUCCGUACGCCGCCGGCAACCCAAGGUGUCCGAGACAGCCUCAAACGAUCUUCUAUCCAAUGCAGCCCUCAAAGCGGGUGCAUUUGAAUCUCUACUCGGCGGCACAUUGCCUUCAAUAGGACAGGGCCGGGUACAGGACAAGACAAAGUCAAAACCCGUCGGCGAUGUGGACGAGUUCAAGGUGGAGAGCAGACGAAAGAAGAGGCUGAGAGAUUAUGACAAGAUGCUAAAGAAUUUCAAGUACACAGCAGCCUUAGAUGCCGUGCUUGACAAGCAAGUCCCUCCAACAACCACCUUUUCCGUGAUCCAAGAGCUCAUCCAUCGUGACGGUUUGCGCACAGCGCUUGCCGGGCGUGACGAUGUGAUGCUCGAGCCCGUUCUCCGUCUUCUGCUCAAGCAUAUCACCGACCCACGGUUCGGGGAAAUGGUCUGCGACGUUGCUAGUCUUGUAAUUGACAUGUACACACCAAUCCUGGGCCAGUCUCCACUCAUUGACAUCCUCUUUGCCCGUCUUCGGAAGAAGGUAACAGCCGAGCUCCGUUUCCAGAGAGAGCUCGUCAAGACAAAGGGCGCCCUGGACAUGCUCCUGUCAUCCGCCGCUCUCCUUGCUAUCUCCUGAUACCCACCGCAAUAUUUACACCUGUUCUCGUAAUCCUCGUGGUUCUCUGAGGAGACUGCAGCAUCCGAUCAUGCAAGAGUAUUGUGGUAGUAUCGUCAGCAUCCCUCGAGGAAUGCUAUUAGAUUCCGCAGGAUCUCCUUGCGGGACAACGCGCCGUCCUCCUCGCCACCCGUGUCCUCCUCGUUGAUGUUGUCGUGGUAGAUCUGCAGUGUGCCGAUGAUGUCCUUGAGGGAAUUGUUUUUCCGCUUGAGCAUUUGCUGCACGUGUGCUCGGAUGCCGUCGUCUUCCAUGACAAUCCAUGCAAGAAUGUAGUCC